Sporisorium graminicola is the source of this 1260-nucleotide messenger RNA. RefSeq lists its product as uncharacterized. The record is from RefSeq and is a predicted model, not a curated record. The transcript has a single exon. The coding region runs from base 1 to 1260 and encodes 419 amino acids. Lineage: Eukaryota; Fungi; Basidiomycota; Ustilaginomycetes; Ustilaginales; Ustilaginaceae.
AUGUACAACGCGGACGCAUCACCCACACCGCCAUCCAGGAACAAGUCGUCUCAAUACCGCCUCUCGCGCAAGUCUCUCUCAUCUAUCGCUGCAGCUGCUGCCAAGUCGGCGCAAACGGACGAUGCUAGUGAUGCGGACGACGCGGCAGUCCCUGCGAACGGUGGAACGGUCAAGACACUCUACGCUACGCCGUAUAGCACGCUGAACAACAAGCAGAAGCUCAGCAGUUCGCCACCGACCGCUUCUGACGUCGUGUCGAGCAAGACGGACGGCGCCGCUGGGGGAGCAGGAGGUAGCGGCUUCUUGUCGAACUGGAUGCGCUCCAAGUCGAAAGCCACCGCGGCACAAAGUGGGAAAGGUCACACCAAGCGACAGUCAAUCAAGAGCAUUGAAGUGUUUCAGGCUAGCGAUCAGGAAGAAGACUCGGACAUCUCAGAUAGCGCCGCGGGCCGUUUUGCUUUCCCUUCUUCCUCUACACGGAGAAAGAGCGGAUUGGCACACAACACGCCUCCACGUAAUGUUCUCUCCGCAGCAUCAACGGCGCGCGACAGACAGCGGGUUGACUCGACCAUGAGCCUCAACGCUCCGAGUGUCUACCACACGCCGCGCGGGAGUACAUUUUUCAGUGUGAGUCCCACGCCCCGGACCACGCUGGGCGUUCCCAGUCGGAAAAGCGGGCAGACUGGCGACGAUGGGAGCGUCAAGCAUCUCAGUGUGGCGGGAUCGUCGUCGAGUUUGCAGUCGGACGAGCAGUCGCGAUCGGAGAGAGGAGGAGGAGGGGGAGGAGCAGGGUUGAAGCACAAACCGAGCAUCGCGUCAUCUUCGCUCUCUGUGGCUACUGUGAAGCCCACCCAACAACCGGGGCAGAGCACGCUCAAAGCGCCGAAAUCCAUAAACGACCUCUUCCAGCCACAGCCGUCUCCACCCGCAUCCCCACCAGCGCCACAGACACCGUCGACAAUCUCGCUCCCCAUCGACACUCCCGCCCCCGUUCCCCCCACGUCGAGUGGCGACAUCGAACAGGGCUUCACGCUCUUCUACACGUCGGCGAAAACGUCGCACAACAUCGACCGCAUGUUCACCCAUAUCCUCCAGCGCGUCGUGGCGUCGACGGCGUUCGACGAGGCACAGAGCGCGCAGAACGAGACCCCCGCCCAGCGCGAGGAGCGCAUGCACAGGGAGGACGAGCUGAUGCGCAGGACGAUCCGGUUGGCGUCCGGGAAGAACCCCAACGACCGGCGGUGGUUUGGCUGCUGCUGA